GAGUCGAGGAGUUGAGGAGUAGGAGUUGGCUGACUAGGAGUGGGUUGAAUCUACUGGAGGUGGUGCGUGGUUCAGUCGGCGGUUGGACUCGGCGUGUGCACCACGUUGUCCAUUUAUUUUUCGUCAACCCUCCGAAUCCACGGUCACCGCGACUCCACGCCAAUAUUCCAGUAUGUUCCCGUCACACACGUGCCUGUGGAAUUCCAAUGUAUCGUUAAAAAUAAACACUCGGUGUUAAGUGAAUAAUCGUGAUCAAGCGCAACUUCUCGAUGACAAUUCUCAUCGCUGAGAUUCAAAAUGGAUUUUUAAUUCCUUUGAAUUUUAUUGAUAGCCACGGGAAUCGUUUGUUUGAUAAUUUUGCGGAUGUGAUCACUGCAUUUACACUGGAGAAGUUGAGUUUUAUGUGAGCAUUACCCGGGGUAAUUCGAAUACUCAUGCGAUCCUCGCGGGCACAGUUGCACAGUUGAACGACAAAUUCGCCAGGGGGGAGAAACGAUCGUGGACCCAAUGUGCAGAGGUGAUAAAAAUAUACCGGAGGAACAUCUCGGCUUUAAGCCAAGUGCCUGAGGGUACCAAUAUAGGGUCAGUUGAUAAGAUAAUUCAUCCGAAAAUUCAACGACUGUCGUAAAUCAUCGAUACAUGUGUGUGGAGGCUGGAAUAAACUGAAAAUACUUGGCCGACAUAAAAUCCAGUAUUCGGUGUGAAAUCAGUGACUGGUGCAUUUUCAUUGAAAUUGUGUUCAUAAAUAAGAUCGGUAAAGUGAUAGUGAAUGGAAGAGGUGAAAAAACUAUUUUUAUAUGAUAAAGGGUGGUGGUUAAAUGGUUAAAUCGGUGUGAUUCGAGGGAGGGGAAAGAUAGAUAGUGGAAAGACUGUGGGAGUGGGUGGGGUUUGUUUUGGUUGGACAGACUAUAAUCUGACCGGGUUGACCGGGUAAAUGAAUGUGUUUGCCCCGGGCAUUGGUGAUAGUGAUAGUGAAAUCGAGGGACGACAGGGGUGCUCGAUUUAAACACAUAAAUGUACGUGAGGAGUCCACAAUGGUGGCCUGGCUCCCGCAACAAAUUCUACUGCUUCUCGUACUUGUUACAGCGGGGAGCACCUAUGCGUCAGAAGACACGAUGAAAUGGAGUAUUCCAAGCGGUCGUAGAAACGAAAGGUCAUCGACCGUUGGCUCGAGAGUCUUGUCGAGGCAGAAGGAGCAGAGAAGCGUGACUACGACCUCAAGUGACUUUCCCGAGGCCAUGCCAACUCAAGUGUCAAGCACCAAUAUCCGAUUAGAUAGGUUCACUCCGAUUGACGAUGAUCAUAAGACAUCAUCAGACAGCCCAUCGACAAGUAGCGCCCAAACGACUGACACUAUUCUGAAGAAUCCCCCGAAUCCGCGGGGUCAACGUCUAGAUAGUAAAAAAUACGAGUUAGCAGAUAAUGGAGGCAGUUCAAUUGAGCGAAAGAUAGCCAAUAUGAAUUCAUUGGAAUCGAUUGGUGGGCAAUUGGUGAAGACGGAAAGGGUUGGAGCUCUGCUAACGAGCAUCGGUGGUUUGCCUCCGACCACGAAACCGGGAGAGCAUCCGGAUGACUCUACAAUGAGGGAAUCUCCACGGUCAGUGGCAUUAGAAUCCAUGGAACUUCAACCAAGGAAACCUACCUACACCAUCAAAGUCAAUUCCCAUAUGUCUGACAAAUUGCCCACGAAUAUGGGAAUUAGGGAUACGGUAUCAGUUAGCAAUGUGUAUCCGCAAAGUCCCACGAUGACUAAAACCGAUGUUGAAUUGCAUUCCCCUUCAGUCAACACGAUUGGCCACUUUGCCACAACUCAGAAUUCCCUUGAUUCAUCAAUCGAUUCACUUCAAUUUCAAUUGGAGCCACACCAAGAUCAAGUAACGCCAGUUAGAAGUACGAGCGCUGUCCCAGUGGAGAUGAGAGAGAAAGAUCGCCAUAUCGGUGAGCUUUUCAACAGGCACUCUGAUCAAUUCACCCUCUCUCACUCAGUACAUGGAUAUCGGGAUCGAUGGCAGCCCGGCAAUCAUGAUAACACAACGGCAAUGACUGCAAUUGGCCUCCGACGGAGGUACAUGCGCGAUGCUCCAGAGGGUUCAUGUGAAAAAUUUUCAAUCGCUGAAGAGAGAAGACAAGAAUUCUACAGUCCAAAUUAUCCCCAGAUGUAUCCAGCAUCAAUAGACUGCGUUCGGAUACUCGAUGCUGGUGAAGGAAUGGUGCUCAAGCUCGAUUUCCGGGACCGCUUUGAUCUUGAGGCUGCCAAAGACAAGGAAGAUUGCAAAUAUGACUUUCUCGAGGUACGAGAUGGGAUGUACGGUUAUGCAACACUAGUCGGACUCUACUGUGGCAAGUCAUUCCCACCGGAAAUCACGUCCAAGGGGAGGUACCUGUGGUUGCAUUUCCACAGUGAUGACACUAUUCAGUAUUGGGGAUUCAAGGCCAUAUGGACUACUGUGCCACGACCAACUACUCCUGGAGUGCCACCAGAAGCUGAGCCCUGCAUUAAGUACGUGACUCACGAAUAUGAUGCGGCAAUCAAUAGUACGCAGAUUGAAAAAGAAAGGGCUCUCGCCCAAAAAACUGCACUACCACUAGACUGUCUUUGGAUUGUUGAGGCAAAACCAGGAUGGACGAUGCAACUGAACUUCGAGUACUUCAACCUUGAUAGACCAAAUGACUGCGACGCAAAUUUCAUGUCUGUAUUUGACGGAAGAACAGAAAUGACAUCACUAGUAAAAAAUUUCUGUGGAAGUAUCGCCGAAGCCCUUGCAACAAAAACCAACUUAAUGUACAUUCGAAUCUACAUGGAGCCCAAAGCCAUCAAUGGUACCUUCAAAUCGCUCAUGACAGCUGUACGAGCCAAGGAUGACGCCUGCAUGGAUGAUGAAUACGACUGCGAUGAUGCAACAUGUAUCUGGGGGCAGUUAACAUGCAAUAACAGGCAGAAUUGUCGUCUUGGCUGGGAUGAAGAUCCAUCUAUGUGUGGGAAAGGAAAAUCCCUGGCACUGGACUCCACCCGCAUCGUCGUAAUCCUCGUGGUCUUCGCUGUGAUAAUGUUCGGCCUGACAUUCGCCUUCCUCUUCAACUGCAUCCGAAAAAUCAUUAGCGAUCACCGUAUAAUACGGGAACACAUAAGACAGUCACGGGAGAAUCGUUUGGAUGAGAUUGGACGAAAGUCAACUCCUUGUCCGAUAUCCGUGUCACAGACGGACAUUCGUCAGCACGGUAGUGAUUCACCGAGUCUUGAAAUUGAUUCAAACAAGGAGUUGAUACCAACAGCGACAAUAAUAGCUCACGAAUACACCAAGGACUUGGUACUCGAGAUGACAUACAACGCCAAUGACAUAAUUGACAUACAUCAGAGUAACAACGUGAGUAACGCAACGCAAGAGCGCCUCCAGGAAACCACGGAUGAGCCCCAGAUGUGUGACAGUUCGUGUCAAACGCGCGAGAGUCUUUUUGACCCUCGUAUACCGGAGCCAGGUGCCCCAUCCCCAGCCUUUUCAACAUUCGGCUACAGUAGCAUUAGUGGCUCUCGAAACGGUGUACAUCCGAGCCUCAGGCAAUCCUCACGUAGUCAGACAUACAACUCUCCAAAACCAACUCACGGUAGCACAUCAAAACCCCCAAGUGUAUGCUCUAGCUGUAGUCCAGCAUCCAGAGGAAGAGACGCAAGUGGAACAAUAUGCCCCAAACACGCCCCAAUUCCAGCACCUCCCGGAUGGUCCGUCCACGAUCCACCAUACGUUGCUGCUAUUCCAACGCAUCCUGAAGAUCCCGAGUAUCUCACUUAUCAGAGAUAUCAAAGCCCAAAACCCGAGAGAGAUGGCAAAUCGUAUCAACCGGGUAUUGUUAAACAGAGGACAAUUGGUUCUGGUGAAAAAUACGGUAGUUUUCUAUACGGAUCGGAGAGAGGAUCGAGUAACACUGCCAGUAAUACUAAUACAAGUAGCUCUCAACACUCCGGUACACCAAGGUGUCAAGUUCCUGAUCCGCGUUAUCGUGCUGAAGCAGUUAUCGAGGUUGACCAAAGAAGGCCUUUCAGCAUAGAGAGCACCAAAAGUGCUCCUGAUGUCAUUGCCACACACUGACACCGGGAACCAGGGGGUUGGGAGCCGUACAAAAGACGCCAUCCCCGUCAGAAAAUAGACAACAAUGAAAUUCACAAUACCUUGAAUUCAAUUGUAACGGUGAGUGUUGGUACACAGAGUUCUCUCGAUGAUAUAUCAAAAUCAUCGAUACACGAAAUUUCAUCGUCCUGAUCCACGUGUCCUAACGCAUUCCGUCCUGGGAGUGUUCAUCAGCCUUCCACUGGUUUACUGGAUGAUUUACCAAUUUUAAUACCGCCCGAGGAGUUCAGGUCACCAACCAUGGUGCUUCGGCGUUAUUGUUGUCAUGGCCAUUCGCAUUCUACUACAGAAAAGCCAAUCAUGCCUUGCUGUUUAUUAAAACGCUGUGACCAGGAUUCGUACCGUACGUGGCCCAGGACGACGAUGAAAAAUCCAAGAGGAAAAUCAAAGAGGCAGAAUAUAGCUACCAGUGCAUCUGGUUUAUGUCAUACACCAUCUGAUAUUGAUCGAUCUGUCUGGACUAUCAAAUCAACGGACAAAGCAGUAGACGAUGUUGGGGCUUCGAUACCUUUUUGAUUUCAUUUAAUCCAAUUACCAGGCGCAAAAUUGUUCGCAAGGAAUUAUCAAAGGGACUGCGCAUAAUGAAAGACUUUGGGUUCAACACGAACGUACAAAAGCCAAUUGGACUUUAUUGAUUUAUCACUUGUUUCUUUUUUUUUAACUUUUGCUUCCAGGCUGUCACUGCCGAAUACAGACUUUCACAAAGUGCUGUUUGAGAUUUAUUCUCGCAUUGUUAGGUAUUUAAUAGGUCCACAUAUCGCGCGUAGAUUAAUAAUCUGAAAGAACUUGAACAAUCGUUAUUCUGUUUUUUUUUUUAAAAGUGGAUAAGAGAAAAUUUUAUCAUUUUUUCUUUUAUUACUCUAGAAAAACUUAUCGACCAAUCAUCCAUGGAGAUAAUAAAAUUUUUACUGAAGAAAAAAGUUUCGGCGAUUGCCGCAGUUUCGACUUUCCCACGCCAUUUAUCGAUUCCUAAACAUUUCAACCAUGCAUGAGAGUAAACUUUUGGCGAACUGCGAUACAAUUUAAAAUGAAUGAGAUUGUCUGAUUGCAGAUUUAUACAAAACUUUGUGACUACUAAAUUUUAAACAAUCUAUUUUUUCACGUUAGGUUUGAGCCGAACGAGCGAAAA
This is a messenger RNA of Fopius arisanus, 5253 nucleotides long. RefSeq names its product Neuropilin and tolloid-like (gene Neto). The coding region runs from base 939 to 4085 and encodes 1048 amino acids. Gene Ontology annotation, molecular function: protein binding. The record is from RefSeq and is a predicted model, not a curated record. The transcript has 9 exons. NCBI's taxonomy places the organism in Eukaryota, Metazoa, Arthropoda, Insecta, Hymenoptera, Braconidae.